Hymenoscyphus albidus is the source of this 676-nucleotide messenger RNA. The record is from the annotation of a GenBank genome assembly. Lineage: Eukaryota; Fungi; Ascomycota; Leotiomycetes; Helotiales; Helotiaceae.
GCAGACGUGACCGAUUGCAUUGGUAGUCGCACGGCUUCCCUUGGAUCCCUUGUAAUCGGACGACCUCCUCCGUAUCCGGGAUACGUGGAAGAGCAGGAAGCUUCGUUACAUAAAGAUCUCGACCAAAGUCCUCACGUACAUCACUUGAAGGUUGUGGAUAGCGAGAAUGGGGGAGAAGCUUUUGCGUACGCAAAAUGGGAGGUUUACGAACAUGGACGCCCAGAUCUUGUGAAGCUACGCGAGCCGAUGAAGCAAUCCGACAAGGAAGUGGAUCAAUUUGGCCUCUUGAGAGAGGCGGCUCAUGAGUACUUCUGCCAUCGUAAUGGUGAGGCGGGAAAGCGACCCCAUCUGCGUAGGUUGAUGAAGCUUUUCAUAUUGUAUGGUAAAAAUUGGUGAUCCGCAAGCUUACUGCUUAAUACCUACAGUUCUGGCGCUCCUUGUCGCUUCAAGCAAACACCGACAGCGUGGUGCUGGUAGUCUCUUAGUCAAAUGGGGAAUUGAGAUGUCUGAGAAGUCUGGUCUACCCUGUUAUCUUCAAGCUUCUGAACAGGGUCGGCGUUUGUAUUCCCACUACGGGUUUCGAGAUAUCGACACGGGCGAAUUUAAUCUGUCCGAUUUUGGACUAGUUGGGACUGAGAAAAUGACUGAGAUGACGAGGAAGCCCUAUACAAGUUGA